Molecule: messenger RNA, 2084 nt
Organism: Zingiber officinale
Lineage: Eukaryota; Viridiplantae; Streptophyta; Magnoliopsida; Zingiberales; Zingiberaceae
Product: regulator of nonsense transcripts 1 homolog
Exons: 4
Coding region: 1626-1937 (103 amino acids)
Biological process (GO): nuclear-transcribed mRNA catabolic process, nonsense-mediated decay
Cellular component (GO): cytoplasm
Molecular function (GO): ATP binding; RNA helicase activity; RNA binding
Source: RefSeq, a predicted model, not a curated record
GAUUCCAUAUAAUAUAAUAAUGGAGUAAGAAAUCAAUUUUCGCAAGAAAAAAAAAACACAAACCUCUACGACGGCCGGUCGCCCUGAUUUACCUCCUGUUAUCUACGUAACCUGGGACGGGGCUAGCUAUGGCGGCGCAGUCGGCCAACAACCUCUACGAGACGGCUUUGCAGCCGGACACCGGCGGUCACGCGUACACUUUCCUCGAGUUCAACACCCAGGACGAUUUCGUCGACUACAUGGAUUUCCAGGAUCUCUCGCAGCCCUCCCGAUCCCCCGCUGGGCCCCAUCCCCAGCCACCGCCCGAGCCCGCGCCGGACUCCUCAGCAUCCGAUCAUCUUUCUCCCGAGCCCACCUCGUCGCCUUCCUCAUCGACUCCCCUCGGCGGUCCUUCCUCGUCCUCCAUGGCCAUGGGGGCCGCUGGCGGGCAGGCGGCUGCCGCGGCGGUUGAUACCCUGACUGCCGGGAUGAACGAGCUCAACUUCGAGGAGAGUGGGGAUGAAAGUUACGAGUCUGGCGAGAGUGAUUUUACGGAGCACGCGUGCGAGUAUUGUGGGGUGGAGGAUCCGGAGUGUGUCGUCAGGUGCAACAUUUCGACGUGCUGGAAGUGGUUUUGUCGGUUGCAGGGGAACACAGGGGGUUCUCAUAUCGUGAAUCAUCUGGUAUUUCAACAUGCUAAGCACAUCGCAUAACUGAAAAACAUCAUAAAAGUUAUUAAACGAUUUUCUAUAUAUUUUGCCCUCUUUAUAUAUUUUUAUUCUCAACUCCCUCAAAUGAUACUCAAUUUAACCAUUUACUUAAUAUUUUUAUUUUUUGUUGGAAAACAUAAGAGCCCAUUAUGGAUACUUGUUCACUCCCUCUUUUAAUAAUAUUCUUCCUUAUGUUGGAAACAUAUAUUAUACGGUUCUGUCAGAAAAAUUUAAGUUUACCCUCAAGUUAGCAAAAUUUGGGAGAAAGAUAAGUUUUUUUUUACCAUCGUUAAUCCUUCUGUUCAUUCAUCUAUUUCAAUUUUCAUCUGCCACAUUCUGAAGUUUGAUUACUAGACUAGCCUGAUAAGUGAAGUAUAAUUCACUAGCCAUCUUGGUAUCAUAUACUGCUCUAUGCUACAAAUCAUUGGGCUACAUUUAAAGGUGGUAUUUACAUUUUUAAUACAACAUUUAAGCAUAUGUUAGAGUAUCUUGUUGAUUUAUACAACUUCCAUUUGGUUGAUGGUUAAGAAACUGCAAUUAUUUAUUUUGUUAGAGCUGCCGUUGUUGAGUGGGAUGCCAUUACAGAAUAUUGCAUUUCUGGUUCAUGUGUGUUUUUUUUUUUAUAUUAAUUGAUUUUAGGUGCAAGCAAAUCACACGGAAGUUUGGCUCCCCGACGACAGUCCACGAGGAGAGACUAUUGAAUGCUUUAAUUGUGGUUGCCAGAAUGUUUUUCUUCUUGGAUUUAUUUCUUCUGCAACAGGAAGUGUUAUCGUUCUCUGCAAAAUACCUUGUUUGAAUGUCUAUGUAUUAAGGGGCAUGAAUUGUGAUCUUAGUUAAUGGCGUCCACUCAUUGAUGAUGGAUGUUUCUUACCAUGGCUUGUUAAGGUACCUUCAGAACAGGAACAACAUAGAGCAUGGCAAAUAAGUGAACAGCAAAUGAACAAACUUGAAGAGUUAUGGAAGAAUGAUGAACCACAACCUGUUUCAUUGAAGUAUGAAGAUAGAGAUAAAUACCAGUUCAAAGCAAUCCUUGAUUUUGACUCUGAUGAGGAAGAUAAUGAACUCAGCUUGCCAUUUGCUUUUAGAACUCGCCACAAGAAGGAUGAUCAUGCAGAUAAUCCACAUAACAAGGAUGGCAAAGGGCUUGGAACAUCUGAUAAUUAUGGUGGUAGUAAUGACGAUUACAUGGGAGAUAGUGAUGAAGGCUAUGACUAUGGAGAUGAUGACUGCUUACGAGGAUAUCUUUGAUUUUGCAUGAUGGAGGCAGCACCAAUCAAACCUUUAUCCCACUUUCAUCUAUACUUAAAUGAAAUUAUAUCAUAUUUUAUUUUUGCUCGAGUCUUCUUGCAUGAUGGGGAGUUUGAGAAAGAUUAUAUCUGAUUAUUUUUCUAAGAA